CUUGGCUUGCAUUUUAUUUCUAUGAUUCAUUUAAUUCAUCACUUUUUAAAACUAGGAGGCUGGCAUCCGGCAGAGCAAAGUGCCGCCUUCCAGCAACACCUUUAUUUGGGGUCAAACAGAAUGUGUUUGUGUUUUCUUUUUCUUUUUUACCCUCACUUGUUCGGCCCUCUGGGAAAGGACUAUUUUGUGACUGGCAAACCACACCCCGGCAGCCAUCUUGUGAAAGCACCUUCAAAAUUCCAAAUGUCCCCAUUGGCCUAAAAAUGUCAGGGGACCCUGCGUUAGUGGUUCCCAACUGACCAGCUGAAAACCCGUGGGCUGUGAACUUGUUAGGUUAGCUUUGAUCUCUUGGUUUCAGCAACCACAUCUGUAACACGGGCAUCUACUUAACAGAACACCACCAUAUGUUAAACCAUAGCUUCAUAGUCCUGAAAUUGCCGCUUCAUUCAUCUCUCUUACUUUCUCUUUCUCCUUCUACCCAUUUUUGCACACGCACAUGCAAAAGUACAGAUUUAUGCCUCUGAGACUGCAAACAACUUCUGGACUGUGUUUGGUUCGUGAUCUUCUGAGAAGGAAUAGUCCGUUUGGGUUCAGCUUGUACCCCUCAAAGGCAAAAAUGUCCAAGGCUGUUCCGGCUCGAAGGCUGGAAGGCCUAGACAAGAAUAUCUGGGUGGAGUUUGCUUCGUUGGCUGCUACGUACAAAGCUGUGAACCUGGGCCAGGGAUUCCCAAAUUUCCCCCCGCCGGAUUUCGUCAGGGAAGCAUUAGUCGAAGUUGUGGGUGGAAAUGAUACCUCGAUUCACCAGUAUACGCAGGCUUUUGGGCAUCCGCGUUUGGUGGCAAUCCUGGCUCGUUUUUUUGGGAAGCUGUUCGGGCGGGACCUCAACCCUCGGACGAAUGUGCUGGUGACUGUCGGAGCCUACGAGGCUCUUUUCUGCUGCUUCCAGGCUUUUGUGGAUGAAGGAGAUGAGGUGAUUAUCAUUGAGCCGUUCUUUGACUGCUAUGAACUGAUGGUGAAAAUGGCUGGUGGGAUCCCUGUGUUCAUUCCUCUCCGAGUGAACGCUGACAAAAGUGGGAAGCUGUCCUCCAGCAGAGACUGGCAACUGGAUCUGGCGGAACUGGAGGCAAAGUUCACCCAACGAACCAAAGCCAUUGUCCUGAACUCUCCCAAUAAUCCCCUGGGGAAGGUGUUCAGUAAGGUGGAGAUGGAGGCCAUUGCGGCUGUGUGUGUGAAACACGACGUCGUGUGCUUCAGCGACGAGGUGUACGAAUGGUUGGUCUAUGAUGGAAAUGAGCACGUCCGGAUCGGCAGUUUACCAGGGAUGUGGGACCGCACCGUGACCAUUGGGAGCGCCGGGAAAUCGUUCAGCGCCACAGGGUGGAAGGUCGGCUGGGCCCUCGGGCCUGAUCAUCUUCUGAAACAUCUAAGAACUGUUCAUCAAAACUCUGUCUAUCAUUGCGGGACAGCGCCUCAGGAGGCCGUGGCCCGUGUGUUGGAAAAAGAGUUUGAGCGCUUUGGGACACCGCAGAGCUAUUUCUUCCAGCUCCCUCAGCAGCUGCAGCGGAAGAGGGACUUCCUCAUCCAGAGCUUGGAAGCCGUGGGCAUGAAACCCAUCGUCCCCGAAGGCAGCUACUUCUUGACUGCAGACCUCUCGACGUUCAAAGUGGAACUGCCUGGUCUCCCAGACUCGGAGGAACCUUACGAUUCUCGCUUUGCGAAGUGGAUGAUCAAGAACAAGGGCUUAGCUGCUAUUCCCGUCUCUGCCUUCUACAGCCCUCCGCAGAAGAAGAACUUUGACCAUUUCAUCCGCUUCUGCUUUGCAAAGGAGGACUCAACUCUGAAAGCCGCAGGUGACAUCUUGCAGCAAUGGAGUCAAAAGGAACCCAGCCAAUAAAAGACUACCUUGGAGUAGGGCUUUAUAGCCAGUGUGCUGGCGGAAGGUAGCCAGUGUGCAUAUUUUGCUGCUGUUCCCAGGCUGGGUCUCCCCUGCCAAAUUGCACACGCAGCGGUGAAGCAAUGUUAUUUUCCAGGGAUUGUGCAUCCAUCAACUUGACGACUUUUUCUGCUCCGUUUCAAUGGGGUUUUGUGGAUUUCUUAGGCACUACCUGGCCUCAUCCUAAAGAAUUUCCAAAUGCCUCUCGCUUUGUCUCGCUCUGUUUUGAUCUGAGUUUUCAAUGAAAAUGCGAAACACACUCCUCAACUAGGUGUUCUCCUUAAUGCCCUUUCGAAAUCGUGCGUGAUAGGUAGGCAAAUAGCUUUUUAGGAUUGGUGUGAGGCUGUGAUUUCCACCCCUUUCGGGUACCGCAUAGCGGGUUUGAUUGUUUUUCGCCUUGCAGGGAAAGAGUGAACGAGCCCCUCCUGACCUCACUGUCUUAUCUCCAGAGGGGAGGACUGAUAAUCCUUUCCCGUUUCGUUGUAUUCCACUCCAGAAAAUCAGGGACGGUCAAGGAAAUGCUACCGAUAGCCAAUAAAAGGAAUG
Molecule: messenger RNA, 2479 nt
Organism: Elgaria multicarinata webbii
Lineage: Eukaryota; Metazoa; Chordata; Lepidosauria; Squamata; Anguidae
Gene: KYAT1
Product: kynurenine aminotransferase 1
Exons: 13
Coding region: 497-1894 (465 amino acids)
Biological process (GO): biosynthetic process
Cellular component (GO): cytoplasm; mitochondrion
Molecular function (GO): pyridoxal phosphate binding; L-kynurenine:2-oxoglutarate transaminase activity
Source: RefSeq, a predicted model, not a curated record